AUGACUGUCACUUCGACUACACCCGCUCUUUAUACUCCUAUUAAGUUGGGAAAUGUUAACCUCGAGCACAGAGUCGCUAUGGCUCCUUUGACUCGUUUUAGAACGCCCAACCAUAUUCCUCCCAAGGCAUUUGCUCAGUAUUACGAGCAAAGAGCUUCUCGUCCUGGUACUUUUAUUAUUACUGAGGCUACUGUUAUUUCACCCAAGGCUGGCGGGUACGAUAAUGUUCCUGGUAUCUGGUCUCAGGAGCAAAUUGAGGGCUGGAAGCAAGUUUACUCGAAAAUUAAUGCUAAGGGCUCUUUCGCAUUUCUUCAACUUUGGGCUAUUGGCCGAGUUGCUGAUCCCAGUGUCCUCGAGAAAGAGGGUAUCACUUCCGGACUUGUAUCUGCUUCUGAUGUUGCAGUAAAGAAUGGAGCUACUCCUCGUGCUCUGACUAAGGCUGAGAUCAAGGAAUAUAUUGAGGAUUAUGUCAAGGCUGCUAAGAACGCUAUUGAAGCGGGAGCUGCUGGUGUUGAAAUCCAUGGUGCCAAUGGAUAUCUCCCAGAUCAGUUUUUGCAUGAGAAUACUAAUCGUCGUACUGAUGAAUAUGGUGGUUCAAUUGAGAACCGUGCUAGAUUUGUUUUAGAGGUGGUUGAUGCUCUAAUUGAGGCUGUUGGUGCUGAGAAAGUUAGUAUCAGACUUUCUCCUUGGAGUAGCUUUAACGAGGUCGAGCCAGGUGUGAGUCCUAUUCCUCAGUGGUCUUACAUUAUCACCGAGCUUGAGAAGCGUGCUCAGGAAGGUAACAGACUUGCUUAUAUUCAUCUUGUUGAACCUCGUGUAGAUGGCAGCGUUGAUCGUGAUGAUUUUGCUGGCAGCAAUGAGUUUGCUCGGAAUAUCUGGCAGGGCAUUAUUCUUCGUGCUGGUGGACUUGUCCAUGAUGCUGAGAAGCUCGCUGAGGAAGAUUCCAAGACCAUUGUUGCACUUGGAAGAUAUUUCAUCUCUAAUCCAGAUCUCGUUAACCGUCUUGAGCAGAAGGUAGAGCUCACUCCUUAUGAUAGAUCUACAUUUUAUGCUACAGAGCCUACAGAUGUUUCUGGCUACCUUGAUUACAAGACUGCUACUCAGUAG
This is a messenger RNA of Sugiyamaella lignohabitans, 1107 nucleotides long. It is a transcript of the gene OYE3, whose product is annotated as Oye3p. The record is from RefSeq and is a predicted model, not a curated record. Gene Ontology annotation, molecular function: NADPH dehydrogenase activity; FMN binding. The coding region runs from base 1 to 1107 and encodes 368 amino acids. NCBI's taxonomy places the organism in Eukaryota, Fungi, Ascomycota, Dipodascomycetes, Dipodascales, Trichomonascaceae. Gene Ontology annotation, biological process: mRNA transport. Gene Ontology annotation, cellular component: nucleus. The transcript has 2 exons.